Messenger RNA from Kwoniella shivajii, 1356 nucleotides. RefSeq names its product beta-tubulin. The record is from RefSeq and is a predicted model, not a curated record. Gene Ontology annotation, biological process: mitotic cell cycle; microtubule cytoskeleton organization. Gene Ontology annotation, cellular component: microtubule; cytoplasm. The transcript has 7 exons. Gene Ontology annotation, molecular function: structural constituent of cytoskeleton; GTPase activity; GTP binding. The coding region runs from base 1 to 1356 and encodes 451 amino acids. Lineage: Eukaryota; Fungi; Basidiomycota; Tremellomycetes; Tremellales; Cryptococcaceae.
AUGGCUCGUUCAGUGCGUGAGAUCGUCCACCUUCAAACUGGUCAAUGUGGUAACCAAAUCGGUGCCAAGUUCUGGGAGGUUGUCUCCGAGGAGCACGGUAUCCAAGCCGAUGGUUCUUACAAAGGUACCACUGAUAUCCAACUUGAACGAAUCAACGUCUACUACAAUGAGGCUGCUGCCGGCAAAUACGUUCCCCGAGCCGUCCUCAUUGAUUUGGAGCCUGGAACUAUGGACUCUAUCAGAGGUGGUCCUUUAGGUAGCUUGUUCAGACCAGACAACUUCGUCUUUGGUCAAAGCGGUGCUGGUAACAAUUGGGCUAAGGGUCAUUACACCGAGGGUGCCGAGCUCGUAGACUCUGUUCUCGAUGUGGUUCGACGAGAGGCCGAAGGCUGUGACUGUCUUCAAGGUUUCCAAAUCACCCACUCCCUUGGUGGUGGUACCGGUGCUGGUAUGGGUACUCUCUUGAUCUCCAAGAUCCGAGAGGAGUUCCCCGACCGAAUGAUGUGUACCUUCUCCGUCGUUCCUUCUCCUAAGGUCUCUGAUACCGUUGUUGAACCUUACAACGCUACUCUUUCCGUCCACCAACUUGUUGAGAACUCAGACGAAACCUUCUGUAUCGACAAUGAAGCCCUUUACGAUAUCUGCAUGCGAACCCUCAAGCUCUCCACCCCUACUUACGGUGACUUGAACCACCUUGUUUCCGUUGUCAUGUCCGGUAUCACCACUUGUCUUCGAUUCCCCGGUCAACUUAACUCUGAUUUACGAAAACUUGCCGUUAACAUGGUUCCUUUCCCUCGUCUCCAUUUCUUCAUGGUUGGUUUCGCUCCUCUUACCGCUCGAGGUUCCGCCAGUUACCGAGCUGUCACCGUUCCCGAGCUCACUCAACAAAUGUUCGACGCCAAGAACAUGAUGGCUGCUUCUGACCCUCGACACGGUCGAUACCUCACCGUUGCCUGUUACUACCGAGGUAAAGUCUCCAUGAAGGAGGUUGAGGACCAAAUCCAACUCGUCCAGACCAAGAACUCCGCUUACUUCGUCGAGUGGAUUCCUGGAAACAUCUCUGCUGCUCAAUGUGAUAUCCCUCCUCGAGGUCUCAAGAUGUCUUCCACCUUCAUCUGUAACUCCACUUCCAUUCAAUCGCUCUUCAAGCGAAUUGGAGAGCAAUUCUCAGCGAUGUACCGACGAAAGGCUUUCGUUCAUUGGUACACUGGAGAAGGUAUGGACGAGCUCGAAUUCUCCGAAGCCGAAUCCAACUUGCAAGAUCUCGUCUCCGAGUACAUGCAAUACCAGGAAGCUGGUACAGAUGACGAGAUCUACGGUGAUGAAGAAAUCCCUCUCGAGGAAGAAGAGGCAUAA